UCUUGCUGUUUGCAUAGCUCAUACGCCACCUACUGCAAAACUGAGCUGACAGCUCAUGCAAUGCUGGCAGCAUUCUCAUUCCAUCAUCGUGGCAGAGCUGAAUACGGCUCUUUUUUAUUUUUCUUUGAAACCAAACAAGAGCAAGGCCAGAUAGCUAUCGUAACACGCUGUUACUCAGAAUGGAACGCAGAAUCAACAGAAGGGAGAAAGAAUCUGAUGACAAAUGCCACGAUUUGGAAGACGGAGAGCAAAGCACAAACUGCAAGAAUGCUCUUGUUACCCUCAAUGUGGGUGGAUAUCUGUACAUCACACAAAAACAGACGUUAUCCAGGUACCCAGACUCUUACCUGGAAGGUAUAGUGAACAAGAAAAUCUUCUGCCCCAUUGAUGCAGAUGGGCAUUACUUCAUUGACAGAGAUGGUCUCUUGUUUAGGCAUGUUUUAAACUUUCUACGAAAUGGAGAACUCUUGCUACCCGAGGGUUUCCAAGAAAACAACCUCUUGGCACAAGAAGCGGAUUUCUUCAAGCUUAAGGCACUAAAUGAAGCCGUCAAAGCACGGUGGGAAAAGGAGCAGCAGGCAGCCAGAGAGACCACUUUCUUAGAGAUAACAGAUAAUCAUGACCGUUCACAGGGUCUUCGAAUCUUCUGCAAUGCUCCAGACUUCAUAGCAAAAAUAAAGGCUCGCAUUGUGCUGGUUUCUAAAAGCAGGCUGGAUGGGUUUCCGGAGGAGUUCUGCAUUUCCUCAAACGUUAUUCAAUUUAAAUAUUUCAUCAAAUCGGAAAAUGGGACGAGGCUUGUGCUUAAGGAGGACAACACCUUUGUCUGCACCCUGGAAACUCUUAAGUUUGAAGCCAUUAUGAUGGCAUUAAAGUGUGGAUUUAGACUGCUGACAAGCCUUGAUUGUACGAAAGGGUCUAUCGUUCAGAGCGAUGCACUUCAUUUUAUCAAGUAAUUACUUCUAUUACUAAACAAAAGGAGUAGAGCAUGCAGCCUAAUCUCAUUAAUCUGUGGCAACUCGGCAUAACACAAUGUACCCAACUAGCAAACAAGCAAGGAGGUCUACCGCUAAUGAAUACAUGUGAGUCGACUUUAUGCACAAUUCACCUAAUAAUGACAUUCAGAGUCUGACUUAGUCAUGCUGUUUCCAAUCUUCGUUUUUUUCUUUAGAAGACUACAUGAACAAAACAUGGCUACUGUAAAUAAAGGACUUGUGCUGCUAUUACAUUCAAUAUUUGUCCUUCAGUGCUGUCACUCGAUCAUACAAUCACAAUUAAAUGUUUUAUGCACUUGUGGGAGUAACAGCCGUACACAUUUAUUAUUCAGUUUCACUGAACAGUUCUAAGCAGCGCUACAUGAAUAGCCAACAUUUCAACAUGCUUUUUAAACAAAAUGCAAAA
Molecule: messenger RNA, 1398 nt
Organism: Pelobates fuscus (common spadefoot toad)
Lineage: Eukaryota; Metazoa; Chordata; Amphibia; Anura; Pelobatidae
Gene: KCTD4
Product: potassium channel tetramerization domain containing 4
Exons: 1
Coding region: 180-953 (257 amino acids)
Biological process (GO): protein homooligomerization
Molecular function (GO): protein binding
Source: RefSeq, a predicted model, not a curated record